Molecule: messenger RNA, 811 nt
Organism: Ipomoea triloba (trilobed morning glory)
Lineage: Eukaryota; Viridiplantae; Streptophyta; Magnoliopsida; Solanales; Convolvulaceae
Product: dirigent protein 23-like
Exons: 1
Coding region: 69-632 (187 amino acids)
Source: RefSeq, a predicted model, not a curated record
UUUACUUCUACAUCCAUCGAUCUGAUCCAUACACGUAGUCUUGGAGAUCGAAAGAGAGAGAGGGGGAGAUGGAGAGAUUAGUUUUGGUCGGCAUGUUGUUCCUGGUGGUGAUAGGCAUGCCUAUAGGAGGGAAUGGGCAGAACCAAGACUCGUGGGUGAAAAGAGUUGAUACUGGUAAACAAGUGGUGACCACAAUGCAAUUCUACUUCCAUGAUAUCCUUAGCGGCUCCAACCCAAGUGCUAUCCAGGUCGCUCAGGCGUCAGGGAACAGAAACUCCCUUACAAACUUCGGCACCAUUAUGAUGGCGGAUGACGCGUUGACGGUGGGGCCUGAUCCGUCGUCGAAGGUAGUGGGACGUGCCCGCGGGCUGUACGGAUCCGCGGGGCAGACCGACCUGGGCCUCAUCAUGGCCAUGAGCUACACCUUCACCGACGGCGACUACGCCGGAAGCUCUUUCAGCCUUCUAAGCAUUAACCCGGCGAUGAACCCGGUCCGUGAAAUGGCUAUAGUGGGAGGUACCGGUCUCUUCCGUUUGGCACGCGGAUAUGCCAUCGCCAACACCGUUUCCCUUAAUCCCACCAAUGGGGAUGCUGUUGUUGGCUACAACGUUACUCUUUCUACCUACAUUUGAAUUCAAUAUCAGAUCAUCUUUAAUUAUUUCUUUAGUUUUGAUUUAUAUUGCUUCAAUUUAUUAGAUGGAUAGACAUUAUUAUUGUUGUUGUCUUAAUUUCUCACAUUAUAUUUUAGUUGGCUGCCUAGCUAUUUUUGUUGAAAAGACUGAUAAUUAAUUAAGCAGUAUAGUCCAGAUCA